AUGGCUGUAUUGUCGACUCUUAAACAAGAAACGAUUAUCACCUCCCUAUUGUACUUGUGCAUUUAUUACAUUGGUUUGAUUGUAUAUCGUCUCUUCUUCAGCCCUAUCGCAAACAUACCAGGUCCUAAGCUUGCUGCUAUUACCUCUUGGGUUGAGGUAUAUUGGGAUGUAGCAAAGGGCGGAAGAUUUGUAUUCAAGAUUGAAGAGUGGCAUAAGAAAUAUGGCCCAAUCAUUCGUGUUUCUCCAACGGAGGUACACAUUCGCGAUGCAGAGUUUUACAAUGAGCUCUUUAACGCCAAGUCAAAGUUCAACAAACUGCCGCAACACGUAAAUCGCUUUGCACACCCACAAGCCUUGUUCGACACAAUCGACUACAACCAUCAUCGCCACCGCAGAGCAGCUGUUGCUCCUUUCUUUACUAGGCAGAAAAUCAUAGACUUCAGCUCUUACACAGACUCCCGAAUCAACAAGCUGUGCACUAUCCUCGAGACGCAGUAUAAGGGUACCGGAAAGGUAAUAUGUCUGAAUGAUGCUUGGGGCGCAUACGUGUCUGACGUGCUCACUUGGUACAUCUGUGGUUUAUCUUACGAUUUCUUAGACUAUCCGGACUUUAAGUCGCCUUUCAUAACCGCUAUCCAGAACUUGCUGCACUCAUUUCCCUUUUCAACAUGUUUUCCCAACGAAGUGAGAGGCCAGAUCAGACGGAUCGUGGCUGGCGACAACGAUGCGAACAAGUAUCUCCAACAUCGCACUGUCUUUCACGAGUUACUCAACUCCAGCUUGAAAAGUAGCGAAUUGACCGAGGAGGUGAUGCAGCAUGAAGGGCAGAGUUUCAUGGGUGCAGGCAUCGACACGACGAAGACAGCGCUCACCGUUGGAAGCUUUUGGAUUCUGAAUAAGCCGGGAGUCAAAGCGCGCUUGGUAGAGGAGCUUGUGAGAGCGAUGCCUAACCCCAAGAAUCUGCUACCUCUCACCGAACUUGAAAAAUUGCCGUACUUGUCCGCAGUUGUGCAAGAAUCUCUACGUAUGUCGUAUGGGUUGAGUAAUCGAAUCCAACGUACAAACCCAACGGGUGUCAUUCAGUAUGGCAAAUACAUCAUACCUCCUGGUACAGAAUUCAGCAUGUCAAAUUACCUCCAGGUCACCGAUCCGAAAAUAUUUCCUAAUCCGAAAGAGUUUCUCCCUGAGCGGUGGCUAAAUAGCCCCGUCACAGCGACUGGACGUCCCCUGAGUAUGUAUUUGACCGUCUUUGGCAAGGGCCCACGUAUGUGUCCGGGCAUGAAUUUUUCGCUGGCAGAGAUGUAUCUUGGUCUCUCAGGGUUGUUCAGAUUGGCAGAUUUGGAGCUGUAUGAGACAGAUAGGAGCGACGUGGAUAUGGCGGGCAGUUUCUUCGUGCCUCUUCCCAAGGCGAGCAGCGAGGGAGUGCGUGUGAUUGUGAAAUGA
Molecule: messenger RNA, 1443 nt
Organism: Bipolaris oryzae ATCC 44560
Lineage: Eukaryota; Fungi; Ascomycota; Dothideomycetes; Pleosporales; Pleosporaceae
Exons: 4
Coding region: 1-1443 (480 amino acids)
Molecular function (GO): oxidoreductase activity, acting on paired donors, with incorporation or reduction of molecular oxygen; monooxygenase activity; iron ion binding
Source: RefSeq, a predicted model, not a curated record